Molecule: messenger RNA, 1819 nt
Organism: Ostrea edulis (European flat oyster)
Lineage: Eukaryota; Metazoa; Mollusca; Bivalvia; Ostreida; Ostreidae
Exons: 3
Coding region: 316-831 (171 amino acids)
Source: RefSeq, a predicted model, not a curated record
UGUUGAGUAUUUUUUGCUACGUGUCGAGCUGUCAGUUUUGAAAUGUAUGUAUAAAAAGACGAGGAUAACAAACAGUGAUCAAUCCGUGGUCAAAAUUAAAAAUACAAGAACAGCUUAACAAUAUCCCUUCAAGCAGCAUUCGACCUACAGACAAAUUAGAUCAUUACAAAGAUCAUAGACUUUGCAAAAUCAUUAAUUUAAAAUAAAUUGUUUGAACUCCUGAUAUCUCAUCGUAAUUGGCGGAUUGCUGAUUGUUGUGUAAGCCCCGCCCACCAUGACGACGGUAACUAGCACGACAUUCGACACAUAAACAACAUGGCGCGGAUCAUGUCGUUAAAGGACAUCCCAGACGACUUUUCUGCAUCAUACAUGUUACAUACACCGUCCCUUCGGCAAAAACAACGGACUGUCGCGUUUAUGAAGGAUUCUUAUGUUAAAUCAGUCAGAUUAUAUACACAAGAACGCGAAAAUAUGCUAAUAAAAGCCGAAGUAUAUCGGAGUCAGAGAAAAACACAGGACCCACUCAAGAUCAACAUUGAUGUCAACUUUGAAAGGAAGAAAUUAGACGAUGCACAUUGCAGUUGCAAAGCUGGUAACUCGGUGCAUUUUACCAAUGUUUGUGUUUCCAGUUACUUGCUAACUAAAGGGUGCACAUUCCAGGCACCAUUGAUUUUACCUAUUACAAAACCCCGUGCAGCAGAAAAUUGUGGAAGUACUGUGUUCCCAAAAGCCCUUCAUACCUGCGUUGACCUUGAAUGUGAAUGGACUGAGCUGAAUUUGACACAGAGUGAUGCAAUUAAUUUGGAAAAUCAACAAGAUCUCAAAGUCUGAACCAAAUAUGGCAUACAGAACGAAGUAAGAGAAUAACUGCAUCCAAUUUCGGACUAAUCAUAAGAAGGAAAAAAGACGUAAACCAGAAAUUUUUAAAGAACACAUUUCAAAAGAAUGAUUUCACAUCUUCUGCUACAUCAUAUGGUAAAGCGAAUGAACACAUUGCCAAGCAAAUGUACAUUAAGAAAACGGGACACCACCUUCAUGAUAUAGGUUUGAUUGUAAACACAGAACUACCAUUUCUAGGUGCUACUCCUGAUGGCAUAGUGUGUGAUAAGUCUGAAAGUGGCUUGAUUGAAAUUAAAUGUCCUUACUCUGUCAGAGACAAUACCAUCAGUGAAGCAUGUGAAACAAGAAAUGAUUUCUUCCUUCAAAGAAAUGGCGACACUUUCAGCUUAAAACAUGAGCAUUCCCACUGGUAUCAAGUCCAAAGACAGCUUCUCACUGGAGCUCCAUUUUGUGACUUCAUUACAUAUACCAAACAAAACUUAUAUGUAGAAAGAGUUUAUCCAAACAUGUCUACUAUGGAUGUGUUAGUUCAGAAACUAGCUAAGUUUUAUGUCCAACAUUUUAAGCCAUUUAUCCAUAAAUAUGAUUCUGAUUUACAUGUAUGAUGUUGAUUUACCACACCAACUAUGAAAACAAGAAUGUGUUUGUACCUGGCAUAAUAUGCCCCCUCCCCUCAUGACAACAAGGAAACAAUAAACACUGAUUCAGUGUGACAGAAAGAUUUGUUUACAGGUCAUUAAUAUCUUUGUAUGGUAGAUAUAUGUAGAGGGUCUUGGAGAUAAAAUUCUGUUUGCUGUCAUACACUUAAAUUUGUACAUAAAUGUAGUAGAUAAUUCAAAUUCAGUUGAGUAAAGUUCUCUUUACACUUUCAGUGGAGUAUUUACAUUUUUAUAUUGUGGUGCAUAGAUAUCAUGUCAUUUGUAAAUACUGCUCCUUGAUACUUGUAUUGAAUCAUAGAAUAUAAAAACCAGGAAGAAUU